Coregonus sp. 'balchen' is the source of this 12183-nucleotide messenger RNA. The record is from the annotation of a GenBank genome assembly. Lineage: Eukaryota; Metazoa; Chordata; Actinopteri; Salmoniformes; Salmonidae.
AUGGAUGAACGCUUCUCCCUCUCUUUCACGGAUGCCAUGGUUGUAAUCCAGACAGGUGUUUUAUACAACAGCCUUCUGUGUUCUCUUAUCGAAUCCCUGCGCAUUUGCAAUCAAACGCCUGAAUUUUCUCCAUCUCCUUAGCUAUCAUACUCUGCUUCCACUGGGCAUUCCACUGAUUUCAAAACUCGGUCCUCCAGAAAGUGGAGAGCCUUAGCAACACUUGUGCUGUUCUUUGUGAUAUCUUUCCAAAAAGCCGCUUUAGAACGGAUUACCUACAGACCGAAGCAUGCUACAUGGCAGACAAAUCCGAACUCAUCUCUCGGCAUGUCCAGCCCAUCCAUUAUCUCAGCCAAUCAUGACUAGCGGGAAGGUUUGUGUCUUUUUCCAUGGCUAAACAAACUAGUCUCGUAAAUUAACUAUUGUAUUCGUAUUUACAGAUGGCAUACAUGUAUGUUUUUAGGGAACAUGAAAGUUCACAAGUUCCAGAAGGCAUUUCUGCCAAAAAACGCAUUUUGAUAAAAAAAUUAAAAUUACGUUCAAAUGCCUUUCCUGUGAAGUAGUGACACGCGAAUAUGCCUAGUUUCCUGAAACUAGUCACAUAUGACUACAGGUUCAUCUGCCUGACCUAAAGCCCAUUCUGAAAGGAAGCUGCUAUAGACCACUAAGUGCUUACAGUCAGUAAAAUAUAAUAAAUAAAUAUGCCAUUUAGCAGACGCUUUUAUCCAAAGCGACUUACAGUCAUGCGUGCAUACAUUUAUUUAUUAUUAUUAUUAUUUAUUUUUUUGUGUAUGGGUGGUCCCGGGGAUCGAACCCACUACCUUAGCGUUACAAGCGCCGUGCUCUACCAGCUGAGCUACAGAGUAUCUGGAUAAUAUGUGUGAAAUGCUUGGUAAUGUACUGUAUACCCCAACAUACCUGCCACCAGAGGUCUCUUCACAAUCCCUAAGUCCAGAACAGACUAUGGGAGGCACACUGUACUACAUAGAGCCAUGACUACAUGGGACUCUAUUCCACAUCAGGUAACUGAUGCAAGCAGUAGAAUCAGAUUUAAAAAACAGAUAAAAAUACAUCUUAUGGAACAGCGGGGACUGUGAAGAACACACAGACACGCAUACGCACACACACGCUAGCACACACACUCUACACACACGUACAUUGUAAUAUUGUUGUACAUUUUGUAUAGUAGAUAUAUGAUGUAACAAUGUUAUAUGAUGUACUGUUUUAUCUUUUGUUUUAUGUGUGAUGUAAAUGCCUUAAUGUGUUUGGGCCCCAGGAAGAGUAGCUGCUGCCUCGGCUGCAUCUAAUGGGGAUCCCUAAUAAAUAAAUGCAAAAGAUGUGUCUGUGUCCCAAAUGGCACCAUAUUCCCUUUUUAGUGCACUACUUUUGACAAGGGCCCAUUUUUGGGACCCAGCCUAAAUCAAUGGAGCACAUCCUCUCUUAAGCAUUGAGGGUGUGUGUGUGUGUGUGUGUGUGUGUGUGUGUGUGUGUGUGUGUGUGUGUGUGUGUGUGUGUGUGUGUGUGUGUGUGUGUGUGGUAUGUGCUGAGGGUACACUCCAAAAAAUGUUGGCGCUGGGUAAAUAUUGGACAGAACCCACAGUGGGUUAUUUUGACCAAGCCAGUUGGUUCGCAUGAAUAACCCAACAUGUUGGGUUGUUUGGAUUACCCAGACAACCAUCAGUUGGGUUUGUAUUCACCCAGCAGCUGUGUCUUUUUUAAGGUAUUCCAUAGCUUAUUUUCAGGAGACAUGACCUAUUAGGGGCGUGGCUUUCAGAUAGUUAUUUUUGGCCACCAGUGAGAGGAAAUGUUUAUGUUAACUUUGUACAGUACAAAUGUAUAUUUCCCUUCAAUAUUUAUGCACAUUACAUAUUUUAAUAUAAAAUUAAUAACAUUAUUAUUUACAUAAUGUAACAAAAUGGUAGCUAUCCCAACAUUGAGAUAUGCAAAAGCUCUUAAAGAACUCAUACACAUGUGUAAGCCUCAUUAAAGCUACAAAAGUGUCAGUGUUCAACCUUAGCAUGUAAUAACUAUACAACAUAACUGAUGAACCGGAAUUACAUUUACUCUCACGGGUGGCCAAAAAUAACAAUCUGAAAGCCACGCUCCGACUAAGCCCAGCCUUCAAUCUUCUGAUCUGAGCCGCUGGGUCAUAUCUCAAUAACCCAGCAUCAAUAACCCAGCAUCAAUAACCCAAUCUUGCUCUUUUUAAGAAAACAUCCCAGCUAAGUGACCCAAUGCAUGCAACCGAGCAGUUGGGUCAUCCAAACAACCCAGAAUUGUUUAGAGUGUAGGACGACUAGAAAACACUGGGGGCUAAACACACACCAAUGUCCAUUUCUAUGUGUAGCUGGUUGCUUUUGCAUUUUUUGUCCUCUUGCUCUUCUUACUGGUUGAAUUGGACUAUAGUGCUGCGAUAUUUAAAUGGAUGAUGAUGUGUAUUUAUCUGUGUGUGUGUGUGUGUGUCUGUGUGUGUGCGUGCUUGUGUGGUGUCCAGCUGAACUACGCAGAGUCCAGGCUGACCCAGCUGGAGGGCUGCCGCUGUGAGAGGACGUGCAGUGCCAACGGUGUGGUCUACAGAGACAAGGAGCUGUGGGUGGAGCCAGAGAACUGCAGGAACUGCGGCUGCAUGGUGGGCAUCCCACCCCUCACACAGAUACAAAAGUCAAUACUUUCACCUCACACUAGUCAAUUUGUAUAUUUUUGUGAUAUUCAAUUCAGUUCAAUUUACAAAAUAAAAAAACAUUUAAACAUGUACAAUGUUUCAAUAGGCUCUAUGCACGCAUCACUUCCGCAUUGGUGUAAGGAAGUUUGAGGUUUUCCGGUUACCGGAAAAAAAUAUUAGACAGUGACAGUAGACCGUUAUGAUGGCAGAGAAGAAGUUUACAAGGUGUUUGCUGGAGUUGCCUAAAGUAUCUGUUAAUGAUAUAUGGAGGGUCGUCCGGACAUCCAGUACGACACCACGUAGCAAACUCUUUGCAACUUUGAAGGUAAUAUGCUAACACUAGCUAGCCUGAGCUAGAAGCCUUGCUUUGGUGUUUUAAGUCAUGACUCCGUCCUGCUUCGGGUUAAUCAUGCUUUAAAUAAAGUUGAAUCAUGUGUAUAUACCUCUCACUUCAUGUGUUUGUACUUUUAUGAAAAUAUCAGGUAAAAACAGGGCUACAAAUGAGAUCUCUGUGAGAUCCCACUGCUACCACUCAAUGAAGAAACUAAAGCCACCACACCAGCUGAGAGUAGGACUAGAUUAAGUGACACGUUCAAAGUUCUGUUGAACUUGUUCAAGGUUCCGUUCAACACGUUUUAUUCGUUUAAUGUUACCACAUCUUUGAUUGCCAUUGCUAAGAGAACACUUUAGAACUUUAGUGGUUUUCACGAUAGCUGAACAGUGGUGGCCUAAUACAGACCAGGGUAACUAAGUGGGAAUUGCCAUGCUUUGUUGUUGGGUCUGUUGUAAACAAAUUGGAGUUUGGUUUGAAAUGUAAACAAUAAUGAGAUUACUAUUUUUUCCUGACUUGAUGACUACAAUGACAGUAACAUAUUCCACUCAGCUAUUCUUCAAACUGCUGAUGUUCUACUCAAAACUGUCCUGUCAUCUUUACUUCUUUCUUUAUAAACAUAUGGCCCAACUUCCUUGCUUUUGUAAUUCCUCACUUUUGAAUGUUUCGGUACCUACUGGAGAGCUCUUCUUUGUCUACACCCAUUCAGCAUCGUUCACACCCUCUGAAGAUUUAGCCCCACCCAUCUCUUUAAGGAUUCACAUGUGAGGCUAUGUACUAAACAACCAAACAUUUCAAGACUAAAGGCUAGCUUAUACUACGGGUGUGUUCGUAAAUACAAACUGGAGUGCCAGAGUGUGCUCUGGUCAUUCGUAAACUCAGAGCGUUGUCAGAUUGUCCGUUCGUAAAUUCAGAGCGUUUCUUUCUCAGUGCAUUCAGAGCGCACACUGGACGCUCUGGCCGAGGAGUAGGGUUGAUCCGAGCGUUCUGACCUAGCAACAGCAGUCAAGCAGUCAAGACGUUGGUUAGCUUGCUAGUUACUUCCAGACAAAAAUGAGAGAACAGCUCACUCUGACCAUUUUACUCACCCUAGCAGAGCUGGUUGGGCUGUUAUUAUGUUAUCCAGAGCAUUGGUGACAGCAAAUGUGCUGCUGGCAAAAAUUUAAUCAAGCUUUUUUGCCAACGUUUACGGACACCGGCCAUAUUCAACGGGUGUUGAGCGUUCGUAAAUUCGUCAGUUAUUCUGCGCUCUGGCACACUCGGACGAGAGUGCUCUGAAAUCGGAGUAGAUAGCCAGAGGAAAUGUACCAGCUACGUCUAUCGACAGUUGUCGCAGUGACAUCAUAAACAUUCUAUUGAAAUAGUUACAGUGAGGGGAAAAAAGUAUUUGAUCCCCUGCUGAUUUUGUACGUUUGCCCACUAACAAAGAAAUAAUCAGUCUAUAAUUUUAAUGGUAGGUUAAUUUGAACAGUGAGAGACAGAAGAACAAAAAGAAAUCCAGAAAAACUAAUGUCAAAAAUGUUAUAAAUUGAUUUGCAUUUUAAUGAGGGAAAUAAGUAUUUGACCCCUCUGCAAAACAUGACUUAGUACUUGGUGGCAAAACCCUUGUUGGCAAUCACAGAGGUCAGACGUUUCUUGUAGUUGGCCACCAGGUUUGCACACAUCUCAGGAGGGAUUUUGUCCCACUCCUCUUUGCAGAUCUUCUCCAAGUCAUUAAGGUUUCGAGGCUGACGUUUGGUAACUCAAACCUUCAACUCCCUCCACAGAUUUUCUAUGGGAUUAAGGUCUGGAGACUGGCUAGGCCACUCAAGGACCUUAAUGUGCUUCUUCUUGAGCCACUCCUUUGUUGCCUUGGCCGUGUGUUUUGGGUCAUUGUCAUGCUGGAAUACCCAUCCAUGACCCAAUGUCAAUGCCCUGGCUGAGAGAAGGAGGUUCUCACCCAAGAUUUGACGGUACAUGGCCCCGUGCAUCGUCCCUUUAAUGCGGUUAAGUUGUCCUGUCCUCUUAGCAGAAAAACACCCCCAAAGCAUACUGUUUCCACCUUCAUGUUUGACGGUGGGGAUGGUAGUCUUGGGGUCAUAGGCAGCAUUCCUCCAAAUCCAAACAAGUCGAGUUGAGUUGAUGCCAAAGAUCUCCAUUUUGGUCUCAUCUGACCACAACACUUUCACCCAGUUCUCCUCUGAAUCAUUCAGAUGUUCAUUGGCAAACUUCAGACGGGCCUGUAUAUGUGCUUUCUUGAGCAGGGGGACAUUGCGGGUGCUGCAGGAUUUCAGUCCUUCACGGCGUACUGUGUUACCAAUUGUUUUCUUGGUGACUAUGGUCCCAGCUUCCUUGAGAUCGUUGACAAGAUCCUCCCGUGUAGUUCUGGGCUGAUUCCUCACCGUUCUCAUGAUCAUUACAACUCCACGAGGUGAGAUCUUGCAUGGAGCCCCAGGCCGAGGGAGAUUGACAGUUCUGUUGUCUUCUAUUUGCGAAUAAUCGCACCAACUGUUGUCACCUUCUCACCAAGCUGCUUGGCGAUGGUCUUGUAGCCCAUUCCAGCCUUGUGUAGGUCUACAAUCUUGUCCCUGACAUCCUUGGAGAGCUCUUUGGUCUUGGCCAUGGUGGAGAGUUUGGAAUCUGAUUGAUUGAUGGCUUCUGUGGACAGGUUUCUUUUAUACACGUAACAAGCUAAGAUUAGGAGCAUUCCCUUUAAGAGUGUGCUCCUAAUCUCAGCUCGUUACCUGUAUAAAAGACACCUGGGAGACAGAAUUAUUUCUACUUAUUUCCCUCAUAAAAAUGCAAAUCAAUUUAUAACAUUUUGGACAUGCGUUUUUCUUGAUUUUUGUUGUUGUUAUUCUGUCUCUCACUGUUCAAAUAAACCUACCAUUAAAAUUAUAGACUGAUCAUUUCUUUGUCAGUGGGCAAACAUACAAUAUCAGCAGGGGAUCAAAUACUUUUUUCCCUCACUUUACUUUUAUAGUGGAGUCUUGUUUAGACAUGUAGCUAGCUAGCUAAACAAUUAACCAUAAUCCCAACUCAUAUUGUUACUACCCUGCAUGAAUAUGCAGGAAGCUAACCAACCAGGUUCAAUGUUAGCUAGCUAACAUUAGGCUAUAACUAGCAAUGCAAAUGGCUCUGAGAUACGAAUAAUAUUACUACACAGAUCAUAUACAUAACGUUAGCUAGCUAGCCAGCCAGCUAUCGUUAGCAACCUAGCUUAGAGUACACUUUAACUUUAAAUGAAAACGACUUUCUGACAGAAUUAGAAAUGUGUAAUAUCUGAAAACGUAGCUAGCUAGACUCUCUUACCCGUAUACAUGGAUUAACUCUUCUCCCUCUCUGUCACGGAUGCCAUGGUUGCCCUUAGACAGGGUUUUUUUUACACAACAGCAUUCUGUGUGUUCUCUUUUUGACUCCGUCUGCAUAUUUGCAAUCAAAUGCCAGAAUUUUCUCCAUCUCCUUAGCUAUCAUACUCUAAUUCCACUGAUUUCAAAACUCGGUCCUCCAGAAAGUGGAGAGCAACACUUAUGCAGUUCUACUACAUGAUAUCUUUCAAAAAAGCUUGUUAGAAAGGAUUACCUACACAUAUUGACCAGCUCAUAUUAUAGACAGAAGUGGGCUACAUGGCAGACCAAGGUUGGUGUCUUUUUCUGUGGCUAAGCCAACUAGGCUCGUAAUUUAACAAUUGUAUUGCAUGCAAGUUUGUUAUUAAUUAUGUUCCAGAAUGCAUUUCUGCCAAAAAACGCAUUUUGAUCAAAAUGAUAAAAAAACUUUCCAAUGGCACUCCUGUGAAGCAACAUACACCUAGUUUCCUGAAACAAGUCACAAAUAAUGAUAAUUAGGAACAGUAAACAAUAAAUAACAAUAUAUAUAUAUUUAGUAUUUCUUCUCCCUUCUCUUUCUCUCAUUCUUUCUCUAUUUCGUCGCAAAAGCUAAUGAGCUUAAUUGUGUCCACAACAAGGACAAUGUAAUAGGGUUCAAUAUGAUAUAAUGAGAUAAUGUAAUAUGAUGUAAUAUACUAAAAUAGGAUAUAACCUAAUAUUGAACACAGGUACAAUACCUGCCUCAGGGUAUACAGUAUAAGCCUCUCUCUUGUUUGCUCUUUCCCUCUCUCUCGCUCUCUCUCUCUCUCUAUCUCAUCUCAGCUCUCGCUUGUUCUCUCUCUCUCUCUCUCUCUCUCUCUCUCUCUCUCUCUCUCUCUCUCAAUUACAUUAAAUUAAAUUCAGGCUUUAUUGGAAUGUCAAACAUAUGUUUACAUUGCCAAAGCAAGUGAAAUAGAGAAGAAACAAAAGGGAAAUAAACAAGGGAAAUAAACAAUCAAAAUGAACAGUAAACAUUACACUCACAAAAAUUGUAAAAGAAUAUAGACAUUUCAAAUGUUAUAUUAUUUGCAAUGUUGUAAACAUGUGCAAAUAGUUGAAGUAUUAAAGGGAAAAUAGAUAAACAGAUAAAUAUAGGUUGUAUUUACAAUGGUGUUUGUGCUCCACUGGUUGCCCAUUUCUUGUAGCAACAGUUCACAAAUCAUUCUGCUGUGGUGGCACACUGUGGUAUUUCACCUAAUAGAUAUGGGAGUUUAUCAAGAUUGGAUUUGUUUUCAAAUUCGUUAAUGGUCUUUGUAAUAUGAGGGAAAUAUGUGUCUCUGAUAUGGUCAUACAGUUGGCAGGAGAUUAGGCAGUGCAGCUGAGUUUCCAUCUCAUUAUGUGGGCAAUGGGCACAUAGCCUGUCUUCUCUUGAGAGCCAGGUAUGCUGAUGGCGGCUUCUCUCGAUAGCAUGCUCACUGAGUCUGUACAUACACUAGUCAAAGCUUUCCUUAAUUUUGGGUCAGUCACAGUGGUCAGGUAUUUUGAUAAUAUGUACUCUCUGUUUAGGGCCAAAUAACAUUCCAGUUAGCUCUGCUUUUUUGUGGAUGCUUUCCAAUAUGCCAAGUAAUUAUCUUUUUGUUUUCUCAUGAUUUGGUUGGGUCUAAUUGUGUUGCUGUCCUGGGGCUCUGUGGGGUCUGUUUGUGUUUGUGAGCAGAGUCCCCGUUCCAGCUGGCAGAGGGGACUCUUCUCCAGGUUGAUCUCUCUGUAGGUGAGGGCUUUGUUAUGGAAGGUUUGAGAAUCACUUAUUUUUAGUUGGUUGUAGAAUUUAAUCGCUCUUUUCUGGAUUUUGAUCAUUAGCGGAAAUUGUCCUAAUUCUGCUCUGCAUGCAUUAUUUGGUGUAUUACGUUGUACACAGAGGAUGCUUUUGCAGAACUCUGCAUGCAAUUUGGUGUUUGUCCCAUUUUGUGAAUUAUUGGUUGGUGAGUGGACACCAGACCUCACACCUAUAAAGGGCAAUAGGUUCUAUAACUGAUUCAAAUAUUUUAAGCCAGAUCCUAAUUGGGAUGUCAAAUGUUAUGUUCCUUUUCAUGGUGUAAAAGGCUCAAAUUGUAUAUUCCUUUUCGUGGCGUAGAAGGCCCUUCUUGCAUUGUCUCUCAGAUCAUUCAAAGCUUUGUGGAAGUUACCUGUGGUGCUGAUGUUUAGGCUGAGGUAUGUUUCGUUUUCGUGUGCUCUAGGGCAACAGUGUUUAGGUGGAAUUUGUAUUUAUGGUCCUGGCAACUGGACCUUUUUUGGAACACCAUUAUUUUUGUCUUACUGAGAUUUACUGUCUGGGCCCAAGUCUGACAGAAUCCGUGCAGAAGAUCUAGGUGCUGCUGUAGGCCCUACUUAGUUGGGGACAGAAGCACCAGAUCAUCUGCAAACAAUAAACAUUUAACUUCAGAGUCUAGUAAGGUGAGGCCGGGUGCUGCAGACUGUUCUAGUGCCCUCGCCAAUUCAUUGAUAUAAAUGCUGACGAGGGUGGGGCUCAAGCUGCAUCCAUGUCUCACCCCCCGGCCCUGAGGAAAGAAAUCUGUGUGUUUUUAAAUAAACGUUUACUGCACACUUGUUGUUUGUGUACAUGGAUUUUAUAAUGUUGCAUGUUUUCCCUCCAACACCGCUUUCCACCAAUUUAAAUAGCGGAACCUCAUGCCAAAUUCAGUCAAAAGCAUUUUUUGAUAUCAACAAAGCAUGAGAAGACUUUGCUUUUGUUUUGUUUUGUUUUGUUUGUUUGUCAAUAAGGGUGUGCAGGGUGAAUACAUGGUCUGUCGUACAGUAAUUUGGUAAAAAGCCAAUUUGACAUUUGCUCAGAACAUUGUUUUCACUAAGGAAAUGUAGGAGUCUGCUGUUAAUGAUAAUGCAGAGGAUUUUCCUAAGGGAGCUGUGACGCGUACUGAGUAUACGAAGAGGCAGGACGCAGACGCAGGAAUUAACAAGGUCAAGAUUUACUUAACAAUGAGCAAGAGAAAUAACAAAGAUAGAGUAAACGACACGAAGCUAAACAAUCACACUAAAUAGGGGUGGUGAUGAGAUGAUGAGGUGCAGGUGCGCUGGAGGUGAUUAGGGUGCGUUGGGUUUCCAUUCCGGUGUUGCCGAGGUGGUGCGCUCAGACCAGUGGCUCAGUAGUCCGGUGAAUCAGAGCACCAGAGGGGAGCAACGGGAGGAGACGUGACAGGAGCUGUUGAUGCAUAUCCCACGGUAGUUAUUGUGGUCGAAUUGGAUUGGGGUGAUCUGACCUUAGUUCCAAAUAUUGGGGAAGAGUUGAUGAUAAUGUUAAAGUUUAAGUAUAGCCAAUUUGAAUUUGUGGUCUGUAUAUUUUAUAAUUUCAUUUAGGAUACCAUUAACACCACAGGCCUGUUUGUAUUUUGUCUUGUAGUUCAUUCUCUCAAUCUAUCUCUCUCUCUAUUUCUCUCUCUCUCUCUCUCUCCAUCCUUCUAUCAACCAAACAUUCCCAACCAAAUAAUACUUCCAGUAAUAAGAGUUCCUACCUCCUCAUGAGCGUGUUGAACUCAGAAAAUGUGUAGAAUCAGGACAAUCUCAGACCCUUGUGAAUUAAACUUGCUGCGUCGCUGCAUGUCGGGCCCAGGAUGGAGUUUUGUGAGUGCGAUUUCCUCCCGCAGAUAUCAUGCCAUUAACUGAUAUCCACCAAGCCCCGUGGGAGACGCCAUUUUAGAUUAGUCAUGAAAUGAAGUGGUGCAUGAAGAGAGAGAGAGAGAGAGAGAGAGAGAGAGAGAGAGAGAGGGGGGGGGGGGGGGGGGGGAGGGGGGUUGAGAAAGAAGGAGAGAUUGAGAGAGAGGGAUAUAGAGGGAGGGUGAGAGUGACAGAGAGAGGGAAAGAGAGAAAGAGAGAGAGGGGGGUGGAGAGAGAAAGAGAUUGAGAUAGAGAGAUGGAUAGAGAGAAAGGGUGAGCGCAAGAGAGAGAGAUGGGGGGAGAGAGAGAGAGAGAGAGAGAGAAAAGGAGAGAGAAGGAGAGAGAGAAGGAGAGAUUGAGAGAGAGCGAGAGAGUGGGACAGAGAGCGAGAGAGAGUGAGAGAGAGCGAGAGAGAGCGAGAGAGCAGCAACCUGGGGAAAAUAUUCUGCGCAGUAACCUGAACAGCAGAUUACUGCACUUUCUCGAUGUCCUAAACAAAAGUCAAAUUGGGUUCCUACCAAAUUAUCGAACAUCAGAUCAUUUAUACUCUUCACACCUUAAUUGAUAAACAGGUGAACCAAAACAAAACAUUAAUGAAUUGGCAAAAACACUACAACAAUCAACAUCCCCCUAUCUCACUCUUAACGACACAGAUAUAAAAUGCCUCCUGUAUGCAGAUGGCCUGGUGCUGCUGUCCCCCACAAAAUAUGUUUCAUAGCAACAAUUAGAUAAUCUGCAACAGUUCUGUCAGACCUGGGCCCUGACAGUCAAUCUCAAACGACAAAAAGUAUGAUAUUCCAGAAAAGAUCCAGAUGUCAGGGAAACCGAUAUCCAUUUUUACUGGGCUCCAGGGAACUUCAACCUGGCUGUAAAUGAACUGAAAGACAAAGCAAGGAGGGCUUUCUAUGCCAUUAAAAUAUCUAUCGAAUUAGACAUAUCAAUUAGGAUCUGGUUCAAAAUAUUCAAAUCAAUAAUAUAGCCAAUUGCACUAUAUGGCAGCGAGGUGUGGGGUCUGUAAUAGCAUCCUCAGAGUACAGAGAGAAACUACAAACAAUGCAUGCAGAGCAGAAUUCCCUCUUCUGGUCAAUAUCCAAAAAAGAGCCACCAAACGCUAUAAUCAUUUUAAAACAAUUGACCCCACAUAUAAAACCCUCAAAUGCCAAGAGGUGACCAGCCAGCUGGUUCUGAGGCUCAAUUCACUAACCACUACCAACCAAACAAAGCCUCAGGACAGCACUCAGAAAAUCAGAUCCAACCAAAUUUUCACAAAGCAAAAUGAAAAAUAUAUUACCUAUUGGAGAAACCACAACAAAUCUAAGUAAACUGCAAUGCUAUAUGGCUCUAAACAGACAGUACACAGUGGCAGACUAUCUGACAACUGUAACUGAUAGAAAACUGAGGAAAAUACUAACUAUGUACAGACUCAGUGAGCACAGCCUGGCCAUAGAGACCAGUCGUCCCAGGCAAACAUGGCUGCUGAUUCUGCCCCCAGGGAGAGAUAGAGACAGAGCUGCAUUUUCUGUGAAACUGUGAUAGAUAUUUUGACAUAAGAAAUAAACUAUUUCCCCACAUUAUACAACAAUACGAAGAAUUAGAAAACUUAAAUGUUGAAGAUGAACUUAAAUACAUAAUUGGUGAAAAAAACAAAAUGCUGUGUUUUAGCAGCCAAAUUUGAGGCCUCCUGAUACAACCUGAGGGACAGUCAGGGAGAAGUAUAGUGUGAUUAUUCAUAUUUGCCUAUUCUUUAUUAUUAUUUGUUAUAAUUGCUGUUAAUAUGAGUAUCACUAUCAUUAUUAUUGCUUAAUUACAAACAGUCCAGUAUAUUCCAUUGAGAGAGAGAGAUUACCACCAUGACUUCCUUCUAUGAGUCUAUUACAGAGUCCAGUUGAUAUGAUUGAGUUUGAUGGUUUGAUUAUGUGAUUUGCACAAAUAACAGAUAAGUGAGGACUGAUAAGUGAGGACAUGAUUUUUGAAUGCAGUAUGUUUUUGUCUGUAUGUUUUGCACUCAUCUUGUUGGCAGUACCACAGACACGCACACACACUGGGAUGUUAGAGCUCUCUGUAAUGCUAUUUGUGUGUUUUAGGGUAAUCUCUUGUCUCUACAGAACGGAGUGGUGGAGUGUCACAGGAUAUUCUGUCCCCCUGCCAACUGCUCAGAGGACUCUCUCCCCGUGAAUGUGGAGGGCACCUGCUGCAAGAAAUGCCGACGUGAGUACUGUCAUCAAUCCUCGACCACAGAGUAA